Messenger RNA from Uloborus diversus, 4788 nucleotides. Its product is annotated as solute carrier family 2, facilitated glucose transporter member 1-like. Gene Ontology annotation, molecular function: hexose transmembrane transporter activity. Gene Ontology annotation, biological process: monosaccharide transmembrane transport. The record is from RefSeq and is a predicted model, not a curated record. The transcript is spliced from 11 exons. Lineage: Eukaryota; Metazoa; Arthropoda; Arachnida; Araneae; Uloboridae. The coding region runs from base 47 to 1618 and encodes 523 amino acids. Gene Ontology annotation, cellular component: membrane.
GUUUUCCAAAUCGCUCUUCAAACUGGCGAACAAGAACUAUAUCAGCAUGGAAGAUCAUCUCCAGAUGAACGAGAUGACGCAUCUCAAUGUACCGGAUAGAGAUAGAUCUAGAAGUGCAUCUCCAGCGGAUUCCUUAGCAUCUUCUGCUACUGAUAUAUCAAUGUUGCCCAUAACAGGAAGAUCAUCGCACAAAAGGGACGAAUAUGGAUUGACUGGUCAUUUGGUUUUUGCCAUUGCUGCAGCUGCUCUUGGUUCUUCAUUCCAGCAUGGGUACAACACAGGAGUUACAAAUAUUCCACAAUUGUUGAUCCAAAAAUUCAUCAACGAGACAUACUAUGACAGAUAUGAAGAAGAUCCGGGAGAAGGAACUGUUACAUUUAUUUUCUCUAUCCUGGUUUCCAUUUUUUGUGUUGGAGGAAUGGCUGGUGCUCUCAUGACUGCUUUUGUGGCAGAAAGGUUUGGCAGGAAAGGCGGUCUCUUGCUGAACAAUAUCUUUGUCAUCAUCGCAGCAACUUUCAUGGGUGCAUCAAAAGCUGCCAAAUCCUAUGAAAUGUUGAUUAUUGGCAGGUUCUUCAUCGGGUUCAACUCAGGAUUAAACGCUGGUCUGGCACCUAUGUAUCUGGCUGAGAUAUCUCCAUUGCAUUUACGAGGUGCUGUUGGAACUAUCUAUCAGCUGGUGAUCACUAUAUCAAUUUUGGUAUCUCAAGUACUGGGUUUACCCCAGAUUUUAGGAACUGAAGAUAGAUGGCCAUUCUUGUUUGCUAUGACUCUAGUCCCUUCACUUUUCAUGUUAGUCACCAUGCCCCUCUGCCCCGAGUCACCAAAAUAUAUUCUGAUUACUCAAGGAAGAGAUGUUUCCGCACAAAAAGCUUUAACUUGGUUACGAGGAACUAUUGAAGUGCAUGAUGAAAUGGAUGAAAUGAGAGCUGAAUAUGAGGCAAUGAAACUCGUACCAAAGGUGACUCUUCACGAGAUGUGGCAUAAUCCGGUAUUACGAACUCCAUUGUUUAUAUCAGUGAUGAUCAUGUUGUCUCAACAACUAUCUGGUAUUAACGCUGCAUUUUUCUUCUCAACUGACAUCUUCCUCAGUGCUGGUCUCUCCAUUGAUGGCGCUCUAAACGCUACUCUAGGGAUGGGAAGCAUCAACGUUUUGAUGACUAUUAUUUCUCUGAUUUUGGUUGAACGAGCUGGACGUCGAACCCUGCAUUUAGUUGGUCUUGGUGGUAUGAUGCUGAUGACUGUAUUGCUAACUAUGUGCUUGGCAUUGCAGAAAAGUGCUCCAUUUUUAUCGUAUUUCAGUAUUCUCUGCGUGAUUACUUUUGUGAUAAUGUUUGCCGUCGGACCAGGAUCAAUUCCUUGGUUUCUUGUAACUGAAUUGUUUGGACAAGGUGCUCGCCCCAUAGCUACAAGCAUUGCUGUUACUGUGAAUUGGAGCGCAAAUUUCGUUGUGGGCUUAGGAUUUUUGCCAUUGCAGAACGUAUUGGGCGUCUACACUUUCUUAUUAUUUACGGCAUUAUUGGCCAUUUUCUGGUUGUUUACGUACAAAUGCGUCCCAGAAACUAAAAAUAAAACUGUAGAAGAAAUAACAGCAAUAUUCAGGCAGAAGGCUUAUCAGUGAAAUGAAAGUUGGGAUCUCUGAAGAAACUGGCCACGUCAUCUUCAAAGGACAGGUAGCUGAUAAUCAUCAUUUAUACAAAAAUCUACAUAAAAUAUACAGAAAGUCCUGUCCAGAGAACUGCAAUAAGUGAUGAGUUAUAGGCCAACUACUAUAGAAUUAAGUUAGUAAAUAUUCAUUAUUGAAACAUGAAUGAAAACUAUACUCAUCAUAUUUAAGCUUAUUUUUACUUAAACUAUAAUGGCGUACAACAGAAGGAGAUAGAAAGUUUCAUGUUAUCUGCGGUGCUCUAUCAGAACCGAAUAUAAAUAGUGUGUUACAGUAGAGAACACAUUGAUCAUGCACAGUGAAUGUUUCAUAUUCAGGAUACCAGCAAUGAAAAAAGCACUACAUCUACAAAAAAGAACCUGUUUUAAUUUUCAACUAAUUAUUUGUUGUAAAUGUUGAGCUCCGACCUUUUUUUUUUUCAAGAUUGAAAUUUUACAUCAUAUCAUGUGACAAACAUUAAAGAAAUCAUUGAACACUGUUCUUGUUUAAGAUAUAAAUGCUAUUUCUAAUGUUUCAAUAUUAAUGUUGCAUAGCUUCUCUAUGUACUUAAAAGUUAAUUGUUUUAAAACGUUUAUUACAUUUAAUAUUUGAGCAAUAUGUUUAGAUAUGUGACUUCGUAAUUUACAUGUAUACAUAAAUAUAUACAAAUAUAUUUAUGAUUUAAAUAUCUUUCUAUUGUAUUUGAAUUACUUUGUACCACUUUCAUUAUAUCAUGUUGGUUUUUUAAAUGUGUUAUGUGUGAAACAUACAUUAUAUAUAACAAAUACAUAGUAUGACUCAUGCUCAUCAGAACAGCGAACGAAAAUCUCACAAACCAAUUUGCUAAAUCAUACCUUUGAACUUUGACAUAUUUAUGCAACAUAAAAAUUUAAUCAACACAAAAAUUAAUGUUGUUCCUUUAGGUGUAAUUGUUCUGUAUUUUAUGCAUAUGCUUCAAAAAACUUACAGACAUUUUAAAAAUAUAAAUGAAUAAAAUUUAAAAAAAAACCCUAAAUAAAUAUUUCAGGUGAAAAGUAAUCCAGUUCUUGGAAUACCUAAUCAUCUGAAUAAUGUAAUACAUUUUUUCUGAAAAUAAAAGGUUUUAAAAUAAAUUUGAAAUUAUAAUAAAGGAACUUGAUCAUUUCUUAUAAAUAGAAUGUUUUGCACAUAUUUAAGGAUAUCACUAGCAAUUAACGUUUCUUCUUUUGAAGCCUUUUAGAGAAAAUCGCAUUUUUUAAUACUAAAAUUAUAAUGAAGUAAAGAACAGAAAAUAGCAUUUAUAUAUGUAACAAUGAAACUACAUAUAGUUAAGAUGACGUUAUACAAAAUAAUAUCUUUUUAUAAAAGCAUUAGAGAUAUGUCAUUUACAAAAUAAAUAAUAUUAGUUUUUAAAUAAAAUCUGUUUUGCACCCCAUGUUAAUAAUAAUGUUUAAUUAAUGAAAAUGACGAAUUGCAUUUUUCAACUAAAAUCAAUGUCCAUUUUAAUGGUAUAGCUUGUAAGAUGACUGUGAAGAUUUUGAAAACAUCACCACAAAAUGCAAACCUUUUUUAAUUGACAAACAUUCCAUAUAUUUCAUCAAGAAAUUCACCAACAUAUUUCCUUGUCCAACUUCACAUUCCCAUUAAAAUAACUCUUUUGAUGUCUAAUUUUCUUUUUUUGGAAAGUACCAAAAAUUGGGUUUUAAAAUACAUUCAGUGAAGAAAGAUAAAAUGUUUCAAUUUGAGAGCUUUAUCUCCAAAUUCACACAUUUUAUAUUAAGUAAGCCUUUUAAGUUAAGUAAUUAAUACUCAUUGUCAUCUAACAAGCUUUAUCUUGAUGCAAGAAAUGAAUUAAGUGAAAUAAGAAUAGUUGUCUUAUUGAGUAGAAUUUUCAGCUGUUGUGACUAGAAGCUUAGGCUGAGUUUUAAAAUGUUUAAGUGCACUUUAAAACAUAAAAUGUAUAAUCAGAAAUAGAAACUUUUCCAUAACAACAAAUGCUUCCUUAAUUGUGAACUAAUUUGUGAUACCUGUAUCAUAGACGGAUAGGGGUUUACAAAGGAAAAUGCUGGUAUAAGUGGUAAGAAUGGAUAAAAAAUCUACAGUAAAACUAUUAAAUAAAUCAAAAUGUGCUAGCAAAUAAAUAUUUGCGAUAAAUCGCUGUAGAUUUUUGGUGCCAAAAUAUUUAUUCCUGAGCAUCUGUUUUUGAGAAUGGUUGAAAUGAAUGCUUUUGCUUUGACUGUAUAUAAAUUUAUAAAAAUACUACAUCUAAUAUAUAUUUUUUGCAGAAGUAAUUGAGAUUUUAAAUUUUGAGAUUGGAAUAUUUUCUUUGUCCUAACGAUACAAGAGCUGACAUUACAUAAAGAGUUUUAUCCAUUGAAAUCUGUGAAUUAAGCUGAAUGUAAAAUGUUAUACAAAACUCUUUUUUAAUAUAUAGAUACUUAUAAGAAAAGUGUAUAUAAAAGUUACUAAAUAUAUUAAACUGGCCUUAGAAUCACAAAAACAUUUAUAUUUAAAAUUAAAAAAUAUAUAAUACUAUAAUAUAUUACACACGUUUUGUAGUUAAAAUAUCAGUGUGCUUAGUUCAGAAUGUCAUACCAAGAAAUAAAAUUAUUUUUAAAAAUAUGUUUAAAGUUUGUAAGCUCAUUUUCAAAUCAAAUUUUUUGUGAUAUAUAUUUAUUUCUGCAUAAGUUUUAAAAUCCAGCCACAAAGAGAUUGUAACAAUUACAUAUUUUUGUAGUUAUAGUCAUUCCAAGAUUGCCGUGCAAAAUGUUACUUUCUUCUGAAAGUUGUAAAUAAUUGAAGAUGCAAUUAUUUGUGUUAGUAAAUCUGUUUUACAUGUAUGACUUUUCUAUGUGGAGCAAGUUUCUCAAAUGUAUCACAGUUCAAUGCAGAUAGAAAUCUGAUCUUGAAAGAAGAUUUUAUUGCAUUAUAUUUAUGUAGCUCACAUGAAAACUCAGAAAGUUUCAUGUGAAUUUCAAAAUUAUAGAUGUAAUUUAUAUCAAAUGUACAAUUUAUAUAUAGCUUGAAUAUUUUAAUGUUUGUAACCAUAUCAUAAUAUAUACUCUGUAAAUGAAAAAAUGUUAGAAUGUUUAAUUUAUUCAAAAUAUAUUUGUUUAUUGUAUGAUUUGUUAAAAAUCUUUGGUAGUUUAAAUAAAUUAUAAAUUGUC